Molecule: messenger RNA, 300 nt
Organism: Staurois parvus
Lineage: Eukaryota; Metazoa; Chordata; Amphibia; Anura; Ranidae
Source: the annotation of a GenBank genome assembly
GGCAGCACUGAUACACACUGAUAGGCGGCACUGACUGGCACUGAUAGGAGGCACUGACUGGCACCGAUAGGUGGCACUGAUGGGUGACACUGAAAGGCAGCUCAGAUGGGCACUGAUAUCAGGCAUUGAUGUGGCACUGAAAUGUGGCACUGAUGUGGCAUGGAUGAGCACUGUGAGCUGGCACUGAUGUACACUGACAGGUGGCACUGCUGGGGCUACACAGAUCAUCAGGGCACACUGAUCAUCAGUGCUCUGAUGAUCUCUGUCAGCGUGACAGCUCGUGGGGAGAGAAAUGCUGAU